Molecule: messenger RNA, 513 nt
Organism: Darwinula stevensoni
Lineage: Eukaryota; Metazoa; Arthropoda; Ostracoda; Podocopida; Darwinulidae
Source: the annotation of a GenBank genome assembly
UUUUUUUUUAAGCAGAUGUUGAAGCAACACCUGGGCAGCUUGGUCUCAAGUUGUCUCCCAAGAUUUUUAAGGGUAGGUCUUAACCCUCCUUCAUCUUCUGGUAGAAGAUGGUUUCAUGCUUCAACUCCAGCCUUGCAUAUUAUGAGGAUGACUCGUUUGCGAGUGGUUGAUAACUCUGAGCUGGGAAAGCAAGCCAUGUUGGAAGGCAAGCCUCCAAAGUGCAUUGGCAUCUACAAGAGAGUACAAAUUGGAAAUACAGGUGACCGCAUUAUUGUGGCAAUCAAGGGGCAGAAGAAGAAGGCAGUGAUUGUUGGCUGCAAGGGGAAGCUCAUAAAGCCAUUAGUGCCUCGAUUUGAUACAAAUAAUAUAGUUCUUGUAGAUGAGGACAACACUCCCCUAGGAACUCGAAUUCUUGCUCCUAUACCUCACUCCCUGAGAGCCAAAGGGGAGUAUUCAAAGCUAAUAGCCAUUGCCACAAGGUUUGUUUGAUUAAAGUGCAGGGAUGUGAGGGCU